AUGGCCAUUCAAAACAGAUGGUUCUAUCCGAAAGACAUAGCCCACGAUCUUGAUGGCAUCGAACUACCAACGGAGAGGAAGAAUGAGAUUCUGGCAUGUGCUUGGGAGUAUGCCCGAUCUGUGAUCCCCCAAUACACAAACUGGAAGCGCUAUGUCGCAUUCAUGCGCACGAUGGUCAUCAGCAUCACUUGUGAGUUCCGCGGGGACUUGGUGGACGUGGCCGCCAGUGCUGAGGUCCUUGGCUACGACCUCAAGGCUGUCUUAGAUGAUCUCUUCCAUGAUACGCCGGGACAUACCGCCAUGGCUCAGGAGUUCAAGUGCUUCCUCCUUGUCACAUCCGAGAAGACAGGUCAUCAUAGAAAUGACAGUGAAUUGUUCCGUCGUUAUGUGGAUGCCCUUGUAGGCUCACCACGACAGUGGUUUCGGAUGCGGGAUUGUGAUGGCUUGGCCCGCUUUACUAUUGCGGCAGCUCUUGCCUGCAAUGACCUACUGGAUACAUGGUAUACAGAGGAGUAUACAUUUGCUUAUAUACCAGAGAAUGAACGCGUCAAUGCAUUCCACCAGGCGCGAGAAAUCCUUUGGGCAGUAGAUGUGGUAAUGGCAGGCAUGUCUGGCUAUAUGGCUACUAUCAACUUCAUCCGAAGCUUUGGUGGGCCAAUUCAAACUACAAUGCGGCGAUAUCGAUUUGUCGACGACGGGCUGUCGAUCGGAAAGACUGAGUCUGAGGAGGUCAUUAACAAAGCGCGGCAAAACUUCAAGCUCUGGAACCGCGUGGAUGCAGGCUCAGUCAUGUCUCUAGAUGUCAGGCGCUACAACCUGCUUAUUGCCCGAUGUGAUGACCUUAUGUUCCCGGGGUUGGCAGACUAUUUGGAAGUUGACAGCCAGCAUUGUAACCAAUGUGUAUACCGCAAGGCAUAUGGAGCACAGAGGGCCCAUUGCUUCGGCGGCGUGGAACUCUGCGGUCAGUGUCGUGAUGAAUGGGGCCAGUACCUCAAGACGCUACCUGAACGCACGAAGCAAGCAUUUCCGGAUCUUACUUUGGAGAUAUGA
This is a messenger RNA of Aspergillus costaricaensis CBS 115574, 1050 nucleotides long. Its product is annotated as ABA 3 protein. The record is from RefSeq and is a predicted model, not a curated record. The coding region runs from base 1 to 1050 and encodes 349 amino acids. The transcript has 2 exons. NCBI's taxonomy places the organism in Eukaryota, Fungi, Ascomycota, Eurotiomycetes, Eurotiales, Aspergillaceae.